Molecule: messenger RNA, 1692 nt
Organism: Juglans regia (Persian walnut)
Lineage: Eukaryota; Viridiplantae; Streptophyta; Magnoliopsida; Fagales; Juglandaceae
Exons: 4
Coding region: 1-1692 (563 amino acids)
Source: RefSeq, a predicted model, not a curated record
AUGGAUGAUGUUGUGGUGGAUUUGGGUAGUGCUGAAACAAAAGUGCAGAUACAGGAUGAAAAUCCUGCUAUUCAAGAGGGUUAUGUUUCGACUGAUGGCAUACAUUGUGAUCAUCUUUGCAAAGAAAAGGUGUGUGCUUCUGAUUGUGAUUCUCCGGUGAAAAAGAAAGAUGGUAAGCGUGCAUUGGGGAGUAAAUUUUCAUGGUGUAAUGGAAAAAAUGGAAUGGCGCGAAGCUGGUCGCGUAUUGAUCAUGGUUUGUGGAAUUUAGAAGUCGUUUCGAUGCUACCUGAUGCAUUUUACAUGUUAUUUCUAAGAACCUUGGAUCAUGCUCCUUUACUUGUCUCACUGAAUUCGAAUAAUUUUCGAUAUGGGCCCUCUUCUUUUAAGUUUCAACAAAUGUGGGUGUCUCAUGAUGGUUUCCUAUAUGUGGUUAAGGAGUCUUGGCAGGAAUCAGUUGGUGAGGAAUCUGAUUUGUUUCUUACAAAAGAGGAAUUAGAUUUGUGGCAGCAAAGAGAAUAUACUCGCCUCUCACAACAGGUUAAGCUGAAUUGGCUAGAGAAAGGAGAGGCUUCUAGUCAGUUUUUUAAGACUUUUGCUUCUUUGUCUAAGCCUAUGGUUAAAGAGAUGAAGAUGGCGGAUGGUACAGUUUUAGCCACUCCUGAAACCAUACAUGAAGGUGUUGUUGAUUAUUCUCAAUCUUUUCUUUCUACCAGGCCUCCUAGAGAUCUUCAUGAUCAUUCUCUAUAUGUUCAAAGUGUUGUGGUGGAGCAAGAAAACAGAGCUAUUAUUCAGCUCCCUUCAAUCCAAGAAAUUAAGGAAUUGAUGUUUGCAAUUCCUUUAAAUAGUAGCCUGAGGUCGAAUGGGUUUGGAUCCGGAUUCUAUCAGUCUUAUUGGGAUAUAGUUGAAGCAAAUGUUGUGGAGGCUAUCAGAGAUUUAUUUUUGGGUACUCCUAUACCUCGGUUUUAUUCGGCCUCAUACAUAGUUUUGAUUCCGAAAGUGUCUCAACCAUCUGGUUUUGAAAAUUUAUGUCCAAUUAGUUUUUGUUAUGUGAUAUAUAAAGUUUUCUCUAAGAUUCUUGUUAAAAGGAUGUCGUCGAUUUUGGAGAAAAUUAUAUUCCCGGAACAAGGUGCGUUUUUUCCGGGGAGAAACAUUUUUGAGAAUAUUGCUUUGGCUCAAGAAAUGAUUUGCAACCUAGUCAGACAAUGCAUAUCAAGUUCUUGGUUCUCAAUUGUGAUGAAUGGAACGGCAAAAGGAUUUUUUCUAAGUGAUCGUAGGUUGCGUCAAGGGGACCCUUUGUUGCCUUAUUUAUUUAUUCUUGUGGAGCAAAUGCUAUGUCAGUUGCUGAAGUACAAUUUUCAAAGUGGCAAAAUUGGUUCUUUCUCUCAUCCUCAAGGUGCGCCUCUUAUAUCCCACUUAUUGUAUGCUGAUGAUAUUAUUGUUUUUGCUAAUGGUGGCAGAUCAUCGAUAAAAAGGAUCUCGGAUAUCUUCAAUAUUUAUGAGGAGUGGUCUGGACAGAGAGUUAGUAAAGAAAAGUCUGCCAUUUUCUUUUCUAAAAACAUGUCGCUUAGUAGAAGAAGAAGCUUGCUGCAGUUGACUUCUUUUUCAGAAGGUUGUUUUCCUGCAAAGUAUUUGGAGGUUCCUUUGAUAUCUGGUUGCAUGAAAAUUACAUAUGUUGAUGAAUUAUUGGAUUGA